CCAUCACCCCGCGCCCCCCCCCCCCCGCGGCGUCUGAAGGCGUGUCUGGAGAUCACUCGAUCCGCGGCGGAGAUCGGCGGCCGGAGCUUGUGUAGUGAUGGAGGAUCUGGGCAUCGAGGCGAAGGAUGCUGCCGUUCGCGAGGUGGCGAAGCUCCUCCCGCUGCCCGAGCACCUUGCCUCCAUCGCCUCUAUCAAAUCCGACUACCUCUCUCGCCAGCAGGCAAAUGAUGCACAGCUCAGCACGAUGGUGGCAGAUCAGGUUGAGCAGGCACGUGCUGGCAUAGAGGCACUGGCUUUAUCUCAGAAAACAAUAAACCAGCUGCAUGACAAUUUUUUGUUUAUUGAAAACUUGUGUCAAGAAUGCCAAACACUGAUCGAGAAUCAUGACAAAAUAAAACUUCUCAGCAAUGCAAGGAACAACUUAAACACAACUUUGAAGGAUGUGGGAGGGAUGAUGUCCAUCUCUGUUGAAGCAGCUGCAGCACGUGAUUCUUUAAGUGACGACAAGGAGUUGAUUCACACAUUUGAGAGGUUAACAGCACUGGAUGGUAAAAGGCGUUUUGCCCUAGCAGCAGCUGCAUCUCACAAGGAAGAGGUUGGCAGGCUAAGUCAAUACUUUGAAGAUGUAGAUAGAACCUGGGAGACAUUUGAGAAAACAUUAUGGGGGCAUGUUUGCAACUUCUUUAAUCUUGCCAAAGAAAGCCCACAGACAUUGGUGAGAGCCGUAAGGGUGAUUGAAAUGCAAGAAAUCCUAGAUCAGCAACUAGCUGAGGAGGCGGCUGAGGCUGAGGGAGGGGGUGCGAUGGCAUCAAUUACCAAUCCACGUAGAUCUGCCAAAAAAGGUACUGGCACAACAGCUUCCCCCAGAAAUUUAACUCAAGAAAAGCUGAAGGGUCAAGGAAAAUGUUAUAAGGAUAAGUGCUAUGAGCAUAUCAGGAAAGCUGUUGAGGCACGGUUUAACACACUGCUGACGGAGCUUGUAUUUGAGGAUUUAAAGGCUGCUUUAGAGGAAGCUAAAGUGAUCGGUGAGGAGCUCGGGCAUAUUUAUGACUAUGUGGCUCCUUGUUUCCCCCCAAGAUAUGAAAUUUUCCAGCUCAUGGUUAAUCUCUAUACUGAAAGAUUUAUUCAAAUGCUUAGACUGCUCAGUGACAGAGCAAAUACAUUGACAAAUAUAGAAAUCUUAAAGGUAACCGGUUGGGUUGUUGAAUAUCAAGAUAAUCUGAUUGGUCUUGGUGUUGAUGAGUCAUUAGCUCAAGUUUGUUCUGAAAGUGGUGCAAUGGAUCCGCUUAUGAAUGCAUAUGUUGAGCGAAUGCAAGCAACAACAAAGAAAUGGUACACAAACAUCCUGGAGGCUGAUAAGGUACAACCACCAAAGAAAACAGAAGAUGGCAAACUGUAUACACCAGCAGCUGUGGAUUUAUUCAGAAUUUUGGGGGAACAAGUGCAGAUUGUGAGGGAAAAUAGCACAGAUCUCAUGCUAUACAGAAUUGCACUGGCAAUUAUUCAGGUAAUGAUUGAUUUUCAAGCAGCUGAAAGGCAGAGGCUUGAGGAACCAGCUUCUGAAAUUGGUUUAGAACCUCUGUGUGCCAUGAUCAACAACAACCUUCGUUGCUAUGAGCUUGCAUCGGAGCUUAGUAAUAGCACAAUGGAAGCUCUUCCACAAAACUAUGCCGAACAGGUUAACUUUGAAGAUACUUGCAAAGGCUUUCUUGAGGUUGCCAAGGAAGCUGUCCAUCAAACUGUUAAUGUUAUAUUUGAAGACCCAGGUGUUCAGGAGUUACUUGCUAAGCUUUACCAGAAAGAUUGGUUAGAAGGAUUGGUCACCGAGUAUCUUGUUGCGACAUUUGGUGAUUAUUAUGGGGAUAUCAAGAUGUACAUUGAAGAGAGAUCAUUUAGAAGGUUCGUUGAAGCUUGCUUAGAGGAAACUAUUGUGGUAUAUGUUGAUCAUCUUCUCACACAGAGAAACCAUAUCAGAGAGGAAACCAUUGAAAGGAUGAGGUUAGAUGAAGAGGUUAUUACAGAUUUCUUCAGGGAGUACAUCAAUGUAACUAAAGUUGAAAACAGAGUGAGGAUUCUAGGUGAUCUAAGGGAGCUAGCUUCAGCUGAGAGUUUGGACAGCUUCACUCUCAUCUACACAAAUAUUCUUGAACAUCAACCAGAUUGCCCAUCUGAGGUUGUGGAGAAACUGGUUGCAUUGCGAGAAGGCAUACCACGGAAGGAAGCCAAGGAGGUGGUACAAGAGUGCAAAGAAAUAUAUGAGCACUCCCUUGUUGAUGGCAACCCUCCAAAGGCAGGCUUCGUCUUCGGAAGAGUGAAGUGUCUUGCAGCACCAAAAAGCUAUUUGUGGAGGAAGCUUGCCCACUAAUAACAAUGUUUUUAUGUUGGUUGUGUGCAACUCGAAGAAAUCAACUAUCAAAAUUUUGCCCAGAUUUAAGCAUCAUUUUGUUUGUUUGUUUGGUCCUGCUUAUCUCAAACUAUUUUGGCUCCUUUGUAAAGAAAGAUCAUCUUGAAAGAACUGUGAUGUUUGCUGUGGAUGAACUAGCCAUGUCGGAUCGAUGUACAGGAGAAUUAAGAGUAUCUUUUUUUGAGAAAACAAGUCUAACAAUGUUUUGUAUUGUUUGGCUUUUUUUGGUGAGGCCUGGCAAACUUGCAAAAUUCUAGUCAGGCAGCUUAUGUUGAUUCCUAAGAUUUUAAGGCAGAUUUGAUGUUGUAA
This is a messenger RNA of Phoenix dactylifera (date palm), 2713 nucleotides long. RefSeq names its product SEC6 (gene SEC6). The record is from RefSeq and is a predicted model, not a curated record. Lineage: Eukaryota; Viridiplantae; Streptophyta; Magnoliopsida; Arecales; Arecaceae. Gene Ontology annotation, biological process: exocyst localization; exocytosis. Gene Ontology annotation, molecular function: SNARE binding. Gene Ontology annotation, cellular component: exocyst.